Messenger RNA from Zymoseptoria tritici IPO323, 1581 nucleotides. RefSeq lists its product as uncharacterized. The coding region runs from base 28 to 1581 and encodes 517 amino acids. The record is from RefSeq and is a predicted model, not a curated record. Lineage: Eukaryota; Fungi; Ascomycota; Dothideomycetes; Mycosphaerellales; Mycosphaerellaceae. Gene Ontology annotation, cellular component: intracellular membrane-bounded organelle; membrane; cytoplasm. The transcript is spliced from 2 exons. Gene Ontology annotation, biological process: sphingosine biosynthetic process.
CACUCGCUCGGUGUAGUCUGUCUCGCGAUGCACAACCACGUUCACAAUCCAUUCGAUGACCCGGCUGGCUCCGACACAUCGCUCGAGAGCACCGAAGCUGUCCUGACCGUCGGCCGGAACGCUACACUUACACUGGCAACAGACGCUCUGAUCGUGCUGGAUGAGGGUCUACGCCAUCGAAGAGCUGCCUCGAAUUGCUGCGGUCUGCUGCCACAAUUGUCGAAAACCACGCGAGCGAUACCUUUCCACAAUGUCCUCUGGGCAGAAUUGAACGACUUCGAUGUGAAUGUGCAUUACACUCAGACUGUGGGUCGCAAAAGCAAAGGGUGUAGGGUCGCCCUCAUCACAUACAAUGUCACGGAUAAGAGCACGCAUGCGCACGCGAAACGGUGGGUAGAGAAUCUGCUGGCUCGGGCAUAUCCUCCGAAUACGCAGAGGCGAAAGCGAGUUAAAGUGUUGAUCAACCCGUUCGGUGGGCAAGGAUACGCGGAGAAGUCGUGGAGGAAGGAGAUAGAGCCCAUCUUUGCCGCUGCGAAUUGUGUUGUGGACGUGGAGAGGACGCAAUACAGAGGCCAUGCUGUCGAAAUCGCACAGAAUCUGGAUAUCGAUGCGUACGAUGUGGUAGCCUGCGCUUCGGGUGAUGGGCUGCCCCAUGAAGUGUUCAACGGACUGGCAAAGCACAAGACACCGAAGCUUGCACUCCGCAAGAUAGCAGUCGUCCAGCUGCCAUGCGGGACUGGAAAUGCUAUGAGCUUGAAUCUGAGUGGCACAGACUCGCCAUCGCUUGCUUCUCUGGAGAUUGUCAAAGGAACGAGGACACCGCUUGAUCUGGUUGCCAUCACCCAAGGUGACAAGACGUACUACAGCUUCCUCUCCCAAGCCGUGGGCAUCAUCGCCGAGUCCGAUCUCGGAACUGACAACUUGCGAUGGAUGGGAUCGUUCCGCUUCACCUGGGGCAUUCUCGUGCGACUGCUCGGGAAGACGAUUUAUCCGGCGGAGGUUUCACUGGUGGUGGACUCGGACGACAAAAGACUGAUCAAGGAGACGUACCGACAGGUGGCCGAGGAGCAUGAAGCUGCUAGAGCGAAGCACUUAUGUCGUGCGACGUAUGAGGAUGAUCUACCCCAGGGCGACAACGCACAACUCCCCGAGUUACGAUUCGGCACGGUCACGGAUCCUCUCCCAUCGAACUUUGCAACUCGAGACAUUGCAAAUCUGGGCAACUUUUACGUCGGAAAUAUGUGUUACAUGUCGGGGGACGCACCUUUUUUCACCGCAACAUUGCCCUCUGAUGGCAAGAUGGACAUGGUCAUCGCGCCGGGCGAUAUGGCCCGAAUGACAGCUAUUCGAAUGCUCACGACGGUCGAGCAAGGCACUCUCAUCAACUUUCCGGAAAUUUCGUACUCGAAAGUCCUGGCCUACCGCAUCACACCGCGCAUGGCACCCAAGGAAGGAUUGAUAUCUAUUGACGGCGAGCAAGUCCCGUUUGAACCCUUCCAGGGGGAAGUUGUUCCCAAACUUGGAACAGUACUCUCGAAGAGCGGUGCGAUUUAUGAAAUUGGUGGUCUGGCUCCGCUGUAG